Molecule: messenger RNA, 465 nt
Organism: Aspergillus clavatus NRRL 1
Lineage: Eukaryota; Fungi; Ascomycota; Eurotiomycetes; Eurotiales; Aspergillaceae
Gene: cyn1
Product: putative cyanate hydratase
Exons: 2
Coding region: 1-465 (154 amino acids)
Molecular function (GO): cyanate hydratase activity; DNA binding
Source: RefSeq, a predicted model, not a curated record
AUGUCUCUCGCAACCCUUGACGCCACCCAGCACCCCAACCUCCCCCAGUCCUCCCAGACCCUCUUCAGCGCCAAAGCAACCAAAAAGCUCACCUUCGAGCAGAUCGCCCAGCACAUCGGCCGCAACGAAGUCGCCGCCGCCGCCAUCUUCUACGGCCAGGCCAAGGCCUCGCCCGAGGACAUCGAGAAGCUGUCCUCGCUCCUCGACAUCCCCACCCCGGUCCUCGAGGAGCAGCUCGGCGGCUUCCCGGACCGCGGCCGCUCCGUCGAGAUGCCGCCGAAGGAGCCGCUGAUCUACCGGCUGUACGAGAUUGUGCAGAACUAUGGGUAUGCGUACAAGGCGGUGCUGAACGAGAAAUUUGGGGAUGGGAUCAUGAGUGCGAUUUCGUUUUCGACAAAGGUCGAGAAGGAGACGGACGCUGAUGGGAACAAUUGGGCUGUUAUCACGCUGAGGGGGAAAUGGUGA